Cladophialophora immunda is the source of this 2873-nucleotide messenger RNA. Its product is annotated as guanine nucleotide-binding protein subunit beta. Gene Ontology annotation, molecular function: signaling receptor complex adaptor activity; protein binding. Gene Ontology annotation, biological process: G protein-coupled receptor signaling pathway. Bases 456 to 1517 code for a protein of 353 amino acids. Gene Ontology annotation, cellular component: cytoplasm; heterotrimeric G-protein complex. The record is from RefSeq and is a predicted model, not a curated record. The transcript is spliced from 5 exons. NCBI's taxonomy places the organism in Eukaryota, Fungi, Ascomycota, Eurotiomycetes, Chaetothyriales, Herpotrichiellaceae.
GUGGCCUCCAUUCCUUUUGCACGCCUUCCCCCAAGGACUGCCCUUUUCAAGUCUGUGACCCGACCUCACCACCACCACCACCACCAAGCCCUCAAUUUCUACCCACCUACUCGUCGACGACUUUUCGCCGCUCUGCAGGCAGUCAAUUGCUUCGUCUCCUCUAAGAUAUCCCUGCCCGACCUUGCCUCCCUCUCGCCGUCGAUCCUCUCUGCACUCUGCCGCGAUCCCGAACCCCCCCAAUCGCAGCUCUUGUGGCACCCCAGUAUUUUAUCCACCUCAUCCCUGAUACCUCGCUCGUUGGAGCUCCUGCGCUCGUUCAUCGCCCACCGUGUCUCGACACUGAACAGACAUUCAUUUGACUGUGCGCGUCGCUCUAGCGAGGCUGGACUUUUGACCUCUGACUUCCUUGCGAACUCCCCCUGUACUCUGGUCCGACGAGGGCCCCGAGCGGCACGAUGUCGACCGACUUGACGGGAGAGCAGAUGCAGGCCAAAAUCACAGCUGCCAGGAGAGAAGCAGAGGGCCUCAAAGAUAGAAUUAAGCGCAAGAAGGAUGAUUUGGCCGAUACGAGCUUGCGACAAGUCGCCCUCAACAACACAGAAGCCUUGCCUCGGAUAGGAAUGAAGCCUCGAAGGAAUCUCAAGGGCCAUCUCGCAAAGAUCUACGCCAUGCACUGGUCAACGGAUCGCAGGCAUCUGGUAUCGGCGUCUCAGGAUGGCAAGCUCAUUAUCUGGGAUGCCUAUACCACCAACAAGGUCCACGCUAUCCCCCUCCGUUCCUCUUGGGUCAUGACCUGUGCCUAUGCCCCUAGCGGCAAUUAUGUCGCCUGCGGUGGUCUUGACAACAUUUGCUCAAUUUACAACCUCUCCACGAGGGAAGGCCCGACGCGUGUGGCUCGCGAACUAUCCGGUCAUUCUGGAUACCUGUCCUGCUGUCGUUUUGUCAAUGACCGAAAAAUCAUCACCUCGUCGGGUGAUAUGACCUGCAUGAUGUGGGACAUUGAGACAGGCUCCAAAGUCACCGAGUUUGCGGACCAUUUGGGCGACGUGAUGAGCAUCAGCAUAAAUCCAACAAAUGCCAACAUUUUCGUGAGCGGCGCCUGCGACGCCUUUGCCAAGUUAUGGGACGUUCGAACUGGAAAAGCUGUUCAAACAUUUGCCGGGCAUGAAUCUGACAUUAACGCCAUCCAAUUUUUCCCGGAUGGGAAUGCCUUCGGAACUGGCUCGGACGAUGCCUCGUGCAGGCUGUUCGACAUCCGGGCAGAUCGAGAACUAAUGUCUUACCAGAAUGAGCAAGUUCUCUGCGGCAUCACUUCUGUCGCUUUCUCGGUUUCUGGCCGAUUACUCUUCGCAGGAUACGAUGACUUUGAAUGCAAGGUCUGGGAUACCUUGCGUGGUGAUAAGGUCGGUUCAUUGAACGGUCAUGAAAACCGAGUCAGUUGCCUUGGAGUCAGCAACGAUGGGAUCAGUUUAUGUACUGGCUCAUGGGAUUCUCUUCUCAAAAUCUGGGCAUGGUAGAAAUGGCUUUGGGAGAAGGAUAUACUUUGUUCCAACAGCGGCAAUUUGACUCCAAUGUCAUUCGAAGGGGCGGGAACCAUCAACAAAAUCGCCUUUUUGUCAACGAUCCUAUCGACAGCUUCUGACGAUUUCCUUUUUCUCGUCCGCAACUUGACUGUCGCGCGAACCCGAGGGCUCAUUUGCUUUCUCACCAACCCCUUAAAAAUCUUUUACUGGAUAGGCUUUUCUCGUGUGUGGGCAUUUCGAAGGAACUGGAGGAGGGAUCGCUGAUUUGCUUAUGUUGUCCUCCAAGACAUUGGCAAGACACACCGCGCACGUUGUUUCCAAUCCACGACUCUUAUGACCGGACAUUGGUGCGAGUGGAGUUCAUUACUGUUCUCCUGUUUCGUGUCUAAUCUUGACAAACACAAUUUUCAAGCUCCUCUUGUUUGCCACUCUACAGCAGAAAGUCAGCCUUGCUUGCAGAUCUGGCGAGCGAACUGCAGUGCAAAAAAAAGGGAAACCCCCAAAAUGUGAAACCCGGAUAUCGGCCAUCUCAUUCCAUCGUUCUUCUGCGCGCGGUGUCUUCCCAAGAUGAGAGGGGGAAGACCGAAAUGAGUUACGUGGAAAGAGUGGAAGCGAGGCACAAGUAUCAGGGGGAGAUGUUAUAGAUGCUGAAAGGGAUUCAGCAAUGGCGAGCACGCGACCAUAAAAAAAGUUCUCGAGUCCAAUGUUUUUGCGAAUGCGAAUCGAUCACAGCGAGUGCCAGGGUUUGUUCAACUUGCAACGGAAGGGAGAAGGGAAGGGAAAGGCAGGAGGAGUCUGUCUGUCCGUCUUAUCAGUCUUGUUUGCGCUUUUGCUAAUGGCGGGGCCUUUCCCGAAUUCCAUCUUCAGUGUCUUGCUAUCAAACUCCUGUCCUCUUUUCUUCUCCCAUGGCGCACUCGGCGGCAAGUCCCCGCGCCCGUCACGUUCCCACGGCCCGUUUCUGGACUCUGGAAUUGUAAAGCCGGGCGAAUGCGCCCGCUGGCUGUCUUCGCGAAGGGCAGAUCGAUUUGCCGCCCUCUCCUUCCACCUCCCCAGCGUCGGAAGAAGUUUCUGCGCUCGGGAAUUACAUGGACUGACUGAAGUGGGUUUACACUGACUGCGGGGGAUGAAACGGAUGGGAGUUCAACAUGCAAUUGCUGCUGUAGUUGUAUAUCUGUACACGCCAUGCCGAUCCGCUUGCUCCAGAGACCUCAAACCUAUCACGAGAAUCAAAGGCUCUGCAAACCAUAGAACAAGUACGCCGUAUAGAAUUGUCCCUGCAAUGGACCCCAGUGCACCCGAUGCCGUGCAUGGCAUUCGAGCGAACGGGGACUCGAGAGAUUCUGACAUCCC